CCGCGGCCCCCUCCCGCCGGGUCAGCCCCGAAGAGUUGCCCGGUGGCCUCGGCAGACGGAAGCCGAGCGAGAGCCCGGCGGCGGCAGGAUGGGCGACUCCAAAGUGAAAGUGGCGGUGAGGGUCCGGCCCAUGAACCGACGAGAAAUUGAUUUGCAUACCAAAUGUGUGGUGGAUGUUGAUGCAAACAAGAUUAUUCUUAAUCCUGUAAAUACAAAUCUUUCCAAAGGAGAUGCCCGGAGCCAGCCAAAGGUGUUUGCUUAUGAUCAUUGUUUCUGGUCCAUGGAUGAAUCUGUCCGAGAAAAGUAUGCAGGUCAAGAUGAUGUUUUCAAGUGCCUUGGAGAAAAUAUCCUUCAGAAUGCUUUUGAUGGCUACAAUGCAUGCAUCUUUGCCUAUGGACAGACAGGAUCUGGAAAAUCUUACACUAUGAUGGGCACAGUGGACCAGCCUGGAUUAAUUCCAAGACUCUGCAGUGGACUCUUUGAACGAACCCAGAAAGAGGAAAAUGAGGAGCAGAGUUUUAAAGUAGAAGUGUCCUACAUGGAAAUUUAUAAUGAAAAAGUUCGAGACCUUCUUGAUCCCAAAGGAAGUCGUCAGACCUUGAAAGUCAGAGAACAUAGUGUAUUGGGACCCUAUGUGGAUGGACUUUCUAAACUGGCUGUAACAAGCUAUAAGGAUAUUGAGUCUUUGAUGUCUGAGGGAAACAAAUCUCGGACAGUUGCUGCAACCAACAUGAAUGAGGAGAGUAGCCGAUCCCAUGCAGUCUUCAAAAUCACCCUCACACAUACUCUGUAUGAUGUGAAAUCUGGGACAUCUGGGGAGAAAGUGGGCAAACUGAGCUUGGUUGAUUUAGCUGGCAGCGAACGAGCAACGAAAACCGGAGCUGCUGGUGACCGGCUAAAGGAGGGCAGCAACAUUAACAAGUCCCUUACAACUCUCGGUCUGGUAAUCUCGGCUCUAGCAGAUCAGAGUGCUGGCAAAAACAAAAAUAAAUUUGUUCCGUAUCGGGACUCAGUUCUCACGUGGCUGCUCAAAGACAGCCUUGGGGGUAAUAGCAAGACAGCCAUGGUGGCUACGGUGAGCCCAGCCGCAGACAACUACGAUGAAACCCUCUCAACAUUGAGAUACGCGGAUCGAGCCAAGCACAUUGUCAAUCAUGCUGUAGUGAACGAAGAUCCCAACGCUCGUAUCAUCCGGGACCUCCGGGAAGAAGUUGAGAAGCUCCGUGAACAGCUGACCAAGGCAGAGGCAAUGAAAUCUCCAGAGCUAAAAGACCGGCUAGAAGAAUCAGAGAAGCUAAUCCAGGAAAUGACGGUGACCUGGGAGGAGAAAUUGAGGAAAACCGAGGAGAUUGCACAGGAACGACAGAAACAGCUAGAGAGCCUGGGAAUCUCUCUGCAGUCUUCAGGAAUCAAAGUUGGGGAUGACAAGUGUUUCCUUGUUAAUUUGAAUGCUGAUCCUGCUCUGAAUGAACUCCUGGUGUAUUAUCUAAAGGAACAUACAUUGAUAGGGUCAGCAGAUUCCCAGGACAUCCAGCUGUGUGGAAUGGGGAUUCUUCCUGAACACUGCAUCAUAGACAUCACGUCAGAAGGCCAGGUUGUGCUCACUCCUCACAAGAACACUAGAACAUUUGUAAACGGGUCCUCUGUCUUCAAUCCAAUACAGCUGCACCAUGGAGACAGGAUAUUAUGGGGGAACAACCAUUUCUUCAGACUCAGUUUGCCUAAAAAGAAAAAGAAAGCAGAACGAGAGGAAGAGGAGCAGGACGCCUCCCUGCGGAACGAUAACAGUUCUGAGCAGCUGGACGUGGAUGGGGACUCCUCUAGUGAGGUGUCCAGUGAGAUCAGCUUCAAUUUUGAGUAUGCACAGAUGGAGGUGACCAUGAAGGCCCUGGGCAGUAAUGAUCCCAUGCAGUCGCUAUUGAGCAGCCUGGAACAGCAGCACGCAGAAGAGAAACGCUCCGCUCUAGAACGGCAGAGGCUCAUGUACGAACACGAGCUGGAGCAGCUCCGAAGAAGGCUGUCCCCUGAGAAGCAGGGCUCCCGCACAGGAGACCGGCUGUCGUUCCACCCGCCCAGCGCCCAGCAGCGCCUGAGGCAGUGGGCGGAGGAGAGAGAAGCAACGUUGAACAACAGCCUGAUGAGACUGAGGGAGCAGAUCGUUAAGGCCAAUCUGUUGGUGAGAGAAGCUAGUUACAUCGCAGAGGAGCUGGAUAAAAGAACCGAAUACAAAGUGACCCUGCAGAUUCCUGCCUCCAGCCUGGAUGCCAACAGGAAGCGAGGCUCUCUCCUCAGUGAGCCUGCAAUCCAAGUGAGACGAAGAGGAAAAGGAAAGCAGAUUUGGUCUUUGGAAAAACUGGACAACAGGCUGCUGGAUAUGAGGGAUCUUUAUCAGGAGUGGAAAGAGUGUGACGAGGACACCCCGGUUAUCCGAUCGUACUUCAAGCGUGCUGACCCAUUCUAUGACGAGCAGGAAAAUCACAGUCUCAUUGGGGUGGCCAAUGUCUUCCUGGAGUCCCUGUUCUAUGAUGUGAAGUUACAGUACGCUGUCCCGAUCAUCAAUCAGAAGGGAGAGGUGGCUGGUCGGCUGCAUGUAGAGGUGAUGCGAAUCAGUGGUGCCAUUGGGGAGAGAAUCGCAGGAGGUGACGAUGCUACGGAGGGCUCCUUUGAGAAGGAGGCCCAGGAGAGCAGACUGGUGUGCAUGGUGAAAAUACUUCAAGCCACGGGGUUGCCACAGCACUUGGCCCACUUUGUGUUCUGCAAAUACGACUUCUGGGAUCAGCAGGAACCAGUGAUAGUCGUGCCUGAGGUGGAUACCUCCUCCUCCCCUGUCAGCAAGGAGCCUCAGUGCAUGGUCGUCUUUGAUCACUGCAGCGAAUUUUCUGUUAACAUCACGGAAGACUUCAUUGAGCAUCUAUCAGAAGGGGCCUUGGCAAUUGAAGUAUAUGGACAUAAAAUGAAUGACCCCCGGAAAAACCCAGCCCUGUGGGAUUUGGGAAUCAUCCAAGCAAAAACACGAAGUCUUCGGGACAGGUGGAGCGAAGUUACCAGGAAAUUGGAAUUCUGGGUUCAGAUCUUGGAACAGAAUGAGAAUGGUGAAUACUGCCCUGUAGAAGUGAUUCCCGCCAAGGAUGUCCCAACGGGAGGAGUCUUCCAGCUCCGGCAGGGGCAGUCCCGGCGAGUUCAAGUUGAAGUGAAGUCUGUGCAGGAGUCUGGGACUUUGCCAUUGGUGGAAGAGUGUAUACUGUCUGUUGGCAUUGGAUGCCUGAAAGUCAGACCACUCAGGUCCCCCAGAACUCUUGAUGCCUUCCAGGAGGAAGAGGAGGACAUGGACAGCUACCAGGAUCGGGAUUUAGAGCGAUUACGUAGAAAAUGGCUGAAUGUGUUAACAAAGCGUCAAGAGUAUUUGGAUCAACAGCUCCAAAAGCUUGUCAGCAAACCUGAUAAAACAGAGGAUGAUGCUGACCGUGAGGCCCAGCUCCUGGAGAUGCGGUUGACCCUAACUGAGGAAAGGAACGCUGUGAUGGUCCCCUCUGCUGGCAGUGGCAUUCCAGGGGCCCCUGCAGAGUGGACACCAGUUCCUGGGAUGGAAGCCCACAUUCCUGUUAUAUUCCUUGACCUGAAUGCUGAUGAUUUCAGCUCUCAGGAUAAUCUUGACGACCCAGAAGCUGGAGGAUGGGAUGCCACCCUGACUGGGGAAGAGGAGGACGAGUUCUUUGAACUCCAGGUCGUGAAACACCAUGAUGGAGAGGUGAAAGCAGAGGCCUCCUGGGACUCUGCAGUGCAUAGCUGUCCUCAGCUCAGCAAGGGCACGCCCACAGACGAGCGCCUGUUCCUGAUUGUGCGUGUGACAGUCCAGCUCAGUCAUCCCGCUGACAUGCAGCUGGUCUUACGCAAAAGAAUUUGUGUGCACGUUCACGGCCGGCAGGGUUUUGCUCAAAGUCUCCUAAAAAAGAUGUCUCAUCGAAGCUCUAUUCCUGGAUGUGGAGUGACCUUUGAAAUUGUCUCCAAUAUUCCAGAGGAGGCCCAGGGAGUGGAGGAGCGAGAGGCGUUAGCAAGGAUGGCUGCCAACGUGGAGAACCCGGCUUCCGCCGACUCAGAGGCGUAUAUCGAGAAGUACCUGCGGAGUGUGCUGGCCGUGGAAAACCUGCUGACCCUGGAUCGCCUGCGCCAGGAAGUGGCCGUGAAGGAGCAGCUGACCGGGAAAGGCAAGCUGAGCAGGAGGAGCAUUAGCUCUCCCAAUGUGAACAGAUUGUCUGGAAGCCGGCAAGACCUUAUCCCCUCGUACAGUCUGGGCAUCAACAAGGGCCGGUGGGAAAGUCAACAGGAUGUAUCCCAAACAACGGUUUCCAGAGGAAUAGCUCCAGUCCCCCCUGCCCUCUCUGCUUGUCCCCAAAAUAACCACUCGCCAGAUCCAGGGCUUGGUAGCCUAGCAGCCUCCUACUUGAAUCCAGUAAAAUCCCUGGUGCCACAGAUGCCAAAGCUGCUGAAGUCCCUUUUUCCUGUCCGCGAUGACAGAAGGGGCAAACAGCCACCUCCCCUUGCACAUCAGCCGGCGCCUCGGAUCCUGGUGCAGCCAGCCUUCGCCGAUGCCCGGGUGACCAGGACAGAGGAGGCCCAGCAAGGCAGCCUCGGACCUGGUGUGGCCUCUGAGACUGCGGCGCAGACGGCAGCCCCUGGGGCGAAGAGCUCCGAGAAACCAGCCAAAGUGCCUUCCCCACCGCCCGCCGCUGUGGUCACCCAGGUCCCGGAAGGGCAGGACGGCCCCCCCAGCCCCCUGAGCGAGGCCUCCAGCGGCUACUUCUCUCACAGCGUCUCCACUGCCACCCUGUCCGAUGCACUCUGCCUGGGCCUGGAUGUUGCUGUCCCUGCUGGCCAGACGCCUGGCUCUCCACCAACGCCCAGCCAGGCCGCCCUGGAGGCUGGGCUGGCCUUUCCCUCCUGUGCGCAGAGCCACCCACCUGGACGUGAGGAGCCUGCUGCCCAGCCUCCCCCGCCUGCCCCCAGCAGGGACCCUGAGGCCUCCAGGGCCCUGUUGCUCCCUGACCCCCCACCGUUGGCACCUGUGUCCCCGUUCAGAAUCCAGAAGGUGCGGACCUCGGAGCUGAAGUCGUUCACAUGCAUGCUGGGCGGUGGCCCUGGGAUCCACGAGGACCUGCUUGCCACAGUAGGGUCUGGUGACACUGGGGGGCAGGCCCUGGGGACACCAGAAGUGGCCUCUGAUUCUGAGGAUACCAGUGAAGUGCCCGAGUGGCUCAAAGAGGGGGAGUACGUUGCCGUGGGCACCAACAAGACAGGCAUCGUGAGGUACGUCGGGCCUGCUGACUUCCAGGAGGGGACAUGGAUUGGUGUGGAGCUGGACCUUCCGUCAGGAAAGAAUGACGGCUCCAUUGGUGGGAAGCAGUACUUCAAGUGCAACCCGGGCUACGGGCUGCUGGUGCGGCCUGGGCGCGUGCGCAGGGCUGCCGGGGCUGGGCGCAGGCGCAGCUCGGGGCUCCGGCCGCAGGGCGCCCCCGAGGCCCGCCGGAGCGCCACCCUCUCGGGCUCCGCCAGCAACCUGGCCUCACUGACGGCCGCUCUGGCCAAGGCCGACAGGGGCCACAAGAACCCCGAGAACCGGAAGUCCUGGGCCAGCUGAGCCACCGCCUCCCCAGGCAGACACCCAGGGAGCCUGCCGACCCUCCCCAAGCAGGCUGAGGAAUGCUCUUUGCACGACACAGGGCUGGUGACUGUCCGUUCCCUGUCCUCCCGGCCCUGGAAGCUUGGCUUCUCCCUGUCGGCCCCCCAGCUGUGCCUCCCGGUGGCGGGUGGGAAGUGCGGAGCCGGAGGAGCCUGGGUGGUGGUUCCACCAUGGGAGGCUUGGGGACUCCGCCUGCCUGGGGACACCCAUCAGGGUCUGUGUGCGUACCCUUUCCCUCUUCUGGCACCCCUAACUCCUUAAUUUAAGGAGUGACUUUCCCAGCACCUGCCGGGCUCCCGCCUCCCGGCCCCAUGGGCCUGGCUGUCCCUGUCCCGCCUCCCUGCAGGGGACAAGCCUGGGGCUUGGGGCGCAGCAGAGGGCUUCCUGCAGGGUCUCUGGGAGCCCUGGCUUCUAGACCUGGCUGGAAGGUCUUCUGUUUGCUAUUGAUUCUCCUAACCGGAUGCUUGGGAUAUAUUUAUUUAUAUUUAUUUUUAAAAUCUGAAAUCAUUGCGAGCUCAAUCGCCCUCUGCCUGGGCUGGUGCUGGGCCUUCCUGAGUGCCCUGGCCUUUCUGGUCCUCAGACACGGGCCUCCUGCCUGGGCAGCGCUUCCUGGGGGAGACGGGAGUGUGCGUGUGCGUGUGCGUGUGUGUGUGUGUGUGUGUGUGUGUAGCCUGCACACACGUGUUUGUUGGUGGCCUUUGUCCACGAGGAGAGCGGACAGGGGAGGAGCACAGAGGGGCACCCCCCUCGCUGGUGCGCGGUGGCAUUUUAACUUCCUCCACCUGGCGGGCAGGCGGCCUGGGGAGGGAGCGGCUGGCUGCCCUCCUAGGCCCCCAGAGCAGCUGCAGGCAGGCCCCCAGCCACAGCCUCCCCAGGGGUGGCUCCCCUCCUUGCCAGAUGGGAGGCUUCUUAUCCUGGGGCCCUUCCUGUCAGCUGUGUUGAGUGGAGCAGCGUGUGUGUGUGUGUGUGCGCGUGUGUGUCUGUGUGUGUGUGUGUGUGUGUGUGUGGAGGAUACCCUCAGACUGUCUUGUCUCCAACAGCCCCAACUUGCCCACCGACCCCAGCUCAGGACAGCACCUCUGGGCCGGAGUUUGCACUGGGCACUCCUGGAGGCUGGGUCUGGUUCUUGGAAACACCAUCGCAGAAGUUUUUGGUGAGGAACCCGGUUCUAAAGAGGUUUGAAGCUCCUUAUGAGAAGCAGUGCUAGACCUUAUCUCCAGAUGGGGCCACCAAGCCCGAGCUGGCCCCCCUGCAUUCUCUGGCCAGCAUGGGCAGCACACGGUGCCAGAGGCCAGGACAAUUAACCCAGGGCAGUCUGACCACCAGGGGACGGCCGGGAACAGCCUAAGGCCGGAGCAGUCCCUCGGGCAGGGUCAGCGUCCAGCCUGUGUCUGCACAGGCCUGCCCUGGGGCUGGCGUCUUCAUGAUCCUCCCUUGUGAGCGGGCACUGUGAGGGGUCAGGGCUGGCCAAGGCCCUGCCAAGGGGAUCCGGUCUGCCCCUUUCUGGGACAGCAUGACUGGAGGGAGCCUCCAUCCUGAGGCAGGCAUUGACCAGCGGCCUUCCCUUCCUGUUUUGGGGACACUGUGGGCUGUGGAUUCUGCCUGGCUUUUCUCCUUUCCCUCUUGCGCAGCCUGGCUCUUCUGGAGUCUGGUUCAGUUGGAGUCAGUGUCCCCUGUGUGGCUGUUGGGCAGCGACCAGCCCCUCCCUCGGGCAGGCCCAGCCCCGGGAGCCCCAGGAGAGAAAGCUGGAGGUGGGAGUCGGGCAGGGCCUGCUGGAGCCAUGGUCAUAGGCCCGGGAGUGGAACCUGGUGCUGUUCUUCAUCAUUCUCUUCAUCAUUCUGGGCCUUUAAAGUGGAGGAGGAUAAAAAGGGAUCAUCGACUUGAAGAGCUUGUGAGGAGGAGCGCAGGAGCGGGGAGGCUGACCAACGUGGCUCAGGCCCCUGUCCUUGCCCUGCAGAGUGCGGGACACCUUCUCUCACCCCAGCCUCCUUCUCCCCAUCUCCCAGGGUCACCCCCUACCUGGUGCAGUGAGCUCAGCCUCCUUUCCAGCCUUGUUCACAGGCCUGCGGGGACAGGCAUGUGCUGUGGUGUGGAGACAUCUCUGUGCUCUUGGCUGGAGUUUUCUUCCAGCUUAGGGUCUUGUGCUCGGGGUCUCGUGAGCCUGUGAGGAGUUGGUUCUGUUGGUGUUGUGUCUGUGUCCAUAGCUGAGGGGGUGCAGGGCGUGCCUCUGUUGCCCCUGCCCCAAGGGCAGGAUGUGGCCUCUGGAAGGACAGCACAGCUGGAGGGGAGGCUGGUGGACAGCACCCCACUGGGCCUUGUCCGCAGCUUGCCCCUGGGUCCUUCCUGCACUCAACCUACUCAUCCCCUAGGGCAGAGGGAGGCACUAGCUGCUCCCUGUGGGAGGCUCUCAGCACUAAUGCUACCCUUGGCUUCCUGGGCAGCCCUGUCUCCCGCUAGGCGAGCUGUGCAGGCGCUGGGUGAGGCCUGCUCAGGUUUAGUCUUUCCUCUUGCUCUUUGGCGUAGAUUAACACUAACUUGUGGCUGGAGAAACAAGGGUGUGCAGUAGGGAUGGUCACUGAAGUGCUGGGCAGUGGAGGCAAAGGGAAGGUGUGUGUCUGGGUUCCUGGGAAGGCCUGCAGGUGUCCAUGUCCCCUUCACUCCUGGUCUUUUCUCCCCUGGGCUUAAGCAUUGCCUAUACAUGAAGCAGGAGGUUCUGGGUUCGAUUUGUCCUUGCUUAGGCGCCCUGUCUGUGGAGGCUACAGGGUGUGGAGCGUAUUUUGAUGCUUCUGGUGCCAUCAGCCCUAUGCCACCUUAGGAGGCACUGAGGUGGCGGGGCCAUCUGUAGUGCCUUUCCCUGGGGUGCACCCCCACAACAACUGUACCCAAAGCCUCUUUCUCUCUGAAAGGCCUGGUGCCCUGGUGAGCUGCACACGCUACUGGUGUUGGGAGAGUCUGAACAGCUUCUCUGUGUGGAUUUUGUAAAUAUCUUGAGUUCACACAGAGAAGUGAUUUGAUUUGGGGAUUAUAGUGAUUUGGUACACAUUAAAUGGGAGUUAAAAAAAUUCCAAAGACUGUAAUGAAUUGUAAAGAUUUUAAUGAUUCCUCUGUGUGGUGAACUAAACGCUGUAACUCUGUACCAUAUAUGCCUUCCCAUCAAAUGACCAGCAGCUUCUGAAUAAAGCCAAUGACUUCUUGCCUUGUC
Marmota monax (woodchuck) is the source of this 8879-nucleotide messenger RNA. It is a transcript of the gene Kif13b, whose product is annotated as kinesin family member 13B. Lineage: Eukaryota; Metazoa; Chordata; Mammalia; Rodentia; Sciuridae. The record is from RefSeq and is a predicted model, not a curated record. Gene Ontology annotation, cellular component: adherens junction. The transcript is spliced from 40 exons. Gene Ontology annotation, molecular function: microtubule binding; cell adhesion molecule binding; ATP binding. Gene Ontology annotation, biological process: regulation of protein localization; microtubule-based movement. The coding region runs from base 89 to 5635 and encodes 1848 amino acids.